This is a messenger RNA of Zootermopsis nevadensis, 1497 nucleotides long. RefSeq lists its product as uncharacterized. The record is from RefSeq and is a predicted model, not a curated record. NCBI's taxonomy places the organism in Eukaryota, Metazoa, Arthropoda, Insecta, Blattodea, Termopsidae. Gene Ontology annotation, molecular function: DNA-binding transcription factor activity, RNA polymerase II-specific; RNA polymerase II cis-regulatory region sequence-specific DNA binding. Gene Ontology annotation, biological process: regulation of transcription by RNA polymerase II.
AUAUCCCAUUUAAACUUUGACGGUUUCUUGCUCACCGUACUUAUCUGACUAUGGGCCCAUGUGGUUGCAAAUAGGUCAUUGUGCAGGAUUUCCGCGGUUCCCAACACAAUACUCUUCCCUAUCUGAACAUACUCUCUACUUGUAUUCAACAUCUUCAUAAAGCAAUAACAAUCGUUAUGCUCCCGAGGUUUCCUUACCUCAUCUAUCAACAUCACUCUACCAUGGUUUUCAUCGUUCAAUUCUUGAGAACUCAAAUUACUACUACUAAAAUUAAAUUCUUUUAACUGAUUGGUGGUAAUCACUCUACUCACCACGCGCGCUACAUAUAUACCCCUGAUACCAAGAUCCAUGGGUUCUACUAAUACUUCUGCAGGAAUAUCUACAUCUUGUUUCCCUUUAAUCCUACCAAUGAUAAAAUUUUGCGACAAUAUCCAGAAGUAUUUUAAUACUUUUAUAAUAAGUCUUGAUUGACUUUAAUAACUUUACAGUGACGUUUUUUAGUGAACAGAAUUACAGACAAUACUCACAUACGAUGACCACAGUGCACAGCAUGCUUGUUAGUGUUGGCUUUCCUGUUACUCGUCUUGACGAAUACUGUUUGAAACAUUAUCGCUGACUGGAAAUGGAGGCUCAUAUCAUUGGCCGCGUUUAUUGAGAAUUAUGAAGCAAUAUUAGUAGGAUUCUUUCAAGCUACUUUCCAAUACAAUUCAUCAAUCGUGAUGUGUGAUGAACAAUUUUAAUACCUUAAAACAUUCUGGAGUCUCUUGCAACAAGAGUGCCAAAAAUUAUAUUGCACAGAGCUGCAGAAAUAUUUCCAUCUCUUAAAGGGAACUGUAUGGAUUCGGUGAAAGAUGAACCUCAUUCAGACAAUGAGACUUGUCAGGAUGGAAAUCAGGUCAUCAGUGUAAAAGCUGAGGAUGUCUCAGAUAUGGAAAUUGAAGAACACUAUAUGGCAAUAACAUUUCCAGUUAUAAAGGAUAAACAGGAGCAGAGUCCUCAGAAUGAACAUGAACUUAAGCAUGGUGGGGGACAUCCCAAUUCCUGUCAUGUAUGCAGUAAGUCAUUCCAUUGGCCAAGUGGUCUAAAGCAACGUCAAAGCACACAUAGUGGAGAGCGUCUAUAUACCUGUAAUGUGUGCAAUAAGUUGUUCCAACAGAAUAAUAAUUUGAAGAUACAUAAGUGUGUACAUAGUGGCGAAUGCCCAUAUUCCUGUGAUAUGUGUAAUAAAUCUUUCGCUUGGAAAAGUUGUCUGAAGAAACAUCUUUUCUUACAUCGAUAUCCUGUGAUGUGUGUGACAGAUCAUUCAGUCAGUGGAGUCAUCAGAAGAGACAUUAGAGCAUGUAACAUGGAUAGUGUCCAUGUUUCUGUGUGUGUGUAUGUGCACUAAACAGAGUGAUCUCAAGAAUCAUUAAUGUAUGUUUUGGUGUUUUUCCUAUUGUGUGUAAUAUGUCGUUUCAUUGUCAGGGUACUCUGUGCAGACGUAAUUGUAUACACAGC